Messenger RNA from Mesocricetus auratus (golden hamster), 7298 nucleotides. RefSeq names its product BAG cochaperone 4 (gene Bag4). Gene Ontology annotation, molecular function: adenyl-nucleotide exchange factor activity; protein-folding chaperone binding. Bases 164 to 1729 code for a protein of 521 amino acids. Gene Ontology annotation, biological process: protein stabilization. The transcript has 5 exons. Gene Ontology annotation, cellular component: nucleus; cytosol; cytoplasm. Lineage: Eukaryota; Metazoa; Chordata; Mammalia; Rodentia; Cricetidae. The record is from RefSeq and is a predicted model, not a curated record.
GUGGGCAGCGUUUCUUCCUCUCCGGGCAGCGAAGUGGUGUCCACGUCCACUGGACGGAGGGCGGGGUGGGGAAACAGGCGUUGACCCCGCGUCACGAGUACGGGGUCGGUCCGCUUCCCCGCUCCGAGCCCCACAGCGAGGGGUACGAUCCAUCUCCGGCUCCAUGCCCGGCGUGCAAGGGGCGGAACCGGCUCGGGAUUGGCUGCGGCCGUCCGACCCCUUUCGCCGCCCGCCAGUACCUGUCGCCCGCAAGCGCCUGCGCAAUAGGCCGGCCGUGGGGGGCGGGAAGCGCUUCGCGGCAGCGGAGCCCAUGUCGGCCCUGAGGCGCUCGGGCUACGGCCCCAGUGACGGCCCUUCGUACGGCCGCUACUACGGGCCCGGGGGCGGCGAUGUCCCGGUGCACGUACCUCCGCCCUUAUACCCUCCUCUUCGGCCCGAGCCUCCCCAGCCUCCAGUUUCCUGGCGAGGGCGCGGGGGCGCCCCGGCCGAGACCACCUGGCCCGGAGAAGGCGCAGGUGGCGAUGCCUACUACCCCUCCGGAGCCGCCUGGGCAGAGCCGAGUAGAGCCGGGGGCGGACACCAGGUGAGCUUCGCAGUCUUUCCCGGGGACCCAGACGGGAAGUCCUGGGCGGAGGAACAGUCACCAUACCCUGGCUAUAAUUCCAACUAUUGGAAUUCUGUGCGACCGAGGGCCCCAUACCCAAACGCAUAUCCUGUGAGACCAGAGUUACAAGGCCAGAGUUUGAAUUCUUAUACAAAUGGAGCAUAUGGUACACCAUACCCUCCUGGCCCUGGACCAAAUACUGCCUCAUACUCUGGGGCUUAUUAUGUACCUGGCUAUACCCAAAGCAAUUACUCCACGGAAGUUCCAAGCACUUACCGUUCACCUGGUAACAGCCCAACUCCAGUCUCCCGUUGGAUAUAUUCCCAGCAGGACUGUCAAACAGAAGCGCCUCCUCUCAGGGGUCAGGUUCCAGGAUAUCCUGCUUCACAGAACCCUGCAAUGACCUUGCCCCAUUAUCCUUAUGGAGAUGGUAACCGUACUGUGCCACAGUCAGGAGCAACUGUACGACCACAAGAUGAUGCAUGGGCUUCUAGUGCUUAUGGGAUGGGGACCCGUUACCCCUGGCCUUCAGCUGCACCCUCAGCCCCACCUGGGAAUCUCUACAUGACAGAAAGUGCUUCACCCUGGCCUGGCAACAGUUCUCCUCAGCAACCUCCUUCACCACCACCCCAACAGCCUAAGGAUCCCUCGUACUCCUAUAACCAGUCGGGGCAAGGCAUGAACCGGCACAGCUUUCCGUGCAGUGUCCAUCAGUAUGAAUCUUCGGGAGCAAUGAACAAUGAUAAUUCAGACCUUUUGGAUUCUCAAGUCCAGUACAGUGCUGAGCCUCAGUUGUAUGGUAAUGCCGCCAGUGACCAUGCCAGCAAUCCCGUUCAGAGUAAUCUCCCUGAAGAGUGUUUUUCUUCAGAUGAAGGUACACCUCCAAGUAUUAAAAAAAUCAUCCAUGUGCUGGAAAAGGUUCAUUAUCUUGAGCAAGAAGUAGAAGAGUUUGUAGGAAAAAAGACAGACAAAGCAUACUGGCUUCUGGAAGAAAUGCUGACAAAGGAACUUUUAGAACUAGAUUCUGUUGAAACUGGAGGGCAGGACUCUGUCCGUCAGGCCAGAAAAGAGGCUGUCUGUAAGAUCCAGGCCAUACUGGAGAAAUUAGAGAAAAAGGGAUUAUGAAACAAUUUGGAAUGAAGGGUGAGCCUGUUACUAAUUUGGCCAAAGAACUCUUGAAUUCGGUUGGUUACCAUCUUUUGAAAUGCCUGUUGUGACAAGAAGCAACACAUUCCAACUUCUAACCUAAAAUUUGAAAGGAAAAGGAGCUGAAAAGCUGGCAGAGAAAUGGACGAACAUGUUACAGGGCUCUUUGCAAUUUUCAGAAGACUGAACAUAACAAGGAGACUGGAAUUAUCAGUAUUUCCAAGUAGACCCACUCCUGAAGAAAUCCAUGGGCAUCUCUAGGCUGCUUCUUAUCAGCAGGAGGGAAAUAGACUUUACGUAACAGGUUAUCACAACAUAAUCUGAGACAAGCAGUCUGUUUUGUAAGCAUCUAGACUGUCACAUUUUUGUGCAUUGUGACUGCAUAUACUUCAUGUGUAAAUUAUAGCUUAGGCUCUUGGCCUCUGUUUUGUUUGUUAUCUGCAGUUCACAAAUGUAAUAUAAUUCUACUUCUUGGUACAUUUUGUAGUAAUAUGUUUAAUACUGGCAGCCAGAUAGAUGGGCAGUUCUGAACAAAUUCAUAUCCUUUCACCACUUGAAUAUAUUUAGUGGUAGUGGGCUCCCUAAGUCAGUCAUUUAUCUCCUUUUGUGCAGCAUGUUAUGUUAGAGAUCUUCCCACUUCUGCUUUUCAUAGUAGUCGGGAAGGUGAAUUUGGAAAUUACAUUAACAUAAGAAUGACAAUGUUUGUGGACAUUUUACUUCUUUGCUUUUUUGUUGUAUUUGGAUAAAGAGUCUCUUUUGAAAUUGCUUUUUUUUUUGGAAAAAUAUCUUUGGCUAUUGCUGCUUCUAUAGAGAGCCUUAUGAUAGAAACAUAAAACCUAAAUGCCACAGUUAGUAUAAAGAGUGACUGCAAAAGGCAACAAAUAUGAUUAUUUAAUAAUAUUGUUCUCCAUUUAAUAGUUUCUGUGGGACAGAUUUGAGCUCAGUUUAUAGUUGAUAGAAGGAAAAGGAGAUUCAUGCUCAGGGAAUGAGUCAGCCAUAGCUAAAGUAGGAAAUUCAUUGUCUUAAUUUAAAUUUGGUCUUUAUUUCUUAGAAUAAAUUACAUAGAAUUGCCUGUUUCAUAAGACAGAUGUUAUUUAUUAUUAAUAACUGUUGAUUUGUUAAGCCAAGUUUAAGAAAGGGGCCUUUCUUGGUUAUCAAUAUCUGUUAUUAUACAGAGACAGGUAAAUAAUUUAUGUUUUAAAUCUAAAGUGAGGUCUAGCAUACGGUAUCUGCUUUUGCAACAAAAGCGGUUUCUUAGUAAAAUAUCAAAGUGAUACUUGUUUUCUAGACUAGCAGACCUUUAUGUUAGUGAUACUAAACCUAUAGCCAUCCCUUCUACUUACAUAGAACCAAACCAAUGCCAACAUAUAGUAAGUAGAAAUGUCGCAAAAAUAUUGUGUGGAGAUGGGGGAUGUGGCUGAGUUAGUAGAGUGUUUGCCCAGCAUGCAUGAAGUCUUGGGUUAAAUCCCCAGUAUUGCAUAAACCAGGCCUAGUGGUUCAUACCUGUCUCAGCAUUUGGGAGGCGGAGGCAGGAAGAUUGCAAGGUCACCCUCGGCUACAUAAUGAAUUCAAGGCCACCCUGAGCCACAUGAGAUCCUGUCUCAAAAAAACUAAGAGAUUAAGUGAUUCAAGAUGUGAUGAUUUUAUCCAGGAGUCUGUGGUUUUUAAAAGAUUUUAUUUAGCUGGGUUUGGUGGCAUACACUUUUAAUCCAGGCCGAGGCAGGUAGAUCUCUUGAGUUCAAGGUCAACCUGGUCUACAUAGUGACACACACAUGCUUGAUCUCGAUCGAUCGAUCUACCUACCUACAGGAUGUGUGUGUGCACACGUGUGUGUUUUAUAUCUACAAGUUUAAUUUUUUUAAACAGAAUUUCAUGCCGGGUCGGCCUUAAACUUUGUAGCCUAGGACAACCUGAAAGAUCUGAUCCUUCUGCCUCACCUUUCUGUUACAAGUUUGUGCCUGGUUUAUGUGGUGCCGAGACUCAGGGCUGUGUGUGUGCAGGGCAAGCACUUACUGAACUACAGCUGUAGCCCUGAUUCUCUUACUUUUGGCCUAACAUAGAAAUGUUGUUAAAGGUUUUCAAGCUGGACAUGGUGGCAUGCAGCUGUAACCUCAGUAUUCAGAGGCAGGUGGAUGGGUCUCUGAUUCUGAGACCAUCUUGGUCUACAUAGUAAGUAUCAGGCUAGCCAGAAAUGAGACCUAACCACCCUCAAAGAAAAGUUUUCUAUCAAAGCAUGACAAUUACAAUUAAAAGUUUAAGAGGAGAAACCUUAAAACUGGGUUGCCAGCGAGAUACUAACAGAUACAGAACACAUUUUUGCUUAACUUACGCUGCCCAAGAUGCCGAUUUCUGCAUUCUUCAUUUUUACAUAUUGUACACGUUAUGCACAAAUGUACAUAGAUGUGUAUAUAUCUUAAGUUAUUUUUGAACUGUUAACAUGAUUUUAAACUUACAGAAGAGUUGUAAAAAUAGUAGCGUUCCUGUGUACCCUCCAUCUUCCUUCCGCUCGUUUUGACUUCUUUCCUAACUAAAACACUUGUCACAAUUAAGAGUUGAUCUUUUAUAAUGCUAUUAAUAUUAGCUAAAGUAGCAAGCUAAUGAUAGAUAUUUUAAUAAUCUUUUUAUUAGCAUCCUCUUAACCGUACCAGAUUCCAUUUUGCAUUUAGUUGUUCUGUCUGAGUAGUCUCUCCCUCUGUGAUGCUGUAUCAUAAGGAUAGCUGGUGUUGUCAUGUAUUUCCGGUGUGGUUCACUUUGAGCACUCUGCUGAGGUGGCAUCUGCUAGGAUUUACUACUGUAAGCUUACCCUGCUUUCCUUUGUAAUUACUGAGUAUGACUAUGCAAAUGUCCUGUUUCUGCUUAGAGUUUGCCUCUCCUAUCACCUGGCAGAUCUUGCUUGUGGCUUACUACUGUGGUGUUUAAAUGGUGGUUUUUCUAUUUCUUUCAUUUCUAUAUUUAAUAACUGGAAUUCUUCUGGAAGGAAGAACUGGAUUCUGGAUUUAUAUUUUUAAUUAUAUCAAGAUAUUCAGGAUAGGUACGAACUCAGAACUUAAAGAUAUAAACUAUGUUAAUUGAUUGCAAAUGGCCAGUAUCAAAGAAAAAAGCAAUGUUGGUGACCUGUCUUUGAAAAUAUAAUGAAUUUAAGAAUGAAAAUAGUAUUUAUGAUUUGUAAAAUUCGUUUGACUUUUGACUUAAAAUUGAUUUGAAAUGAAACACUUUUCUUUUGAAAUUUUACAUCUAGACUUUUUUAAGAUAUCUAAAUUUAUAUUACUUUGGGGAUCACUUUUGUCAAUUCUUCAAUAAAGUUACCUACACCUGGCAUGAUAAAUACAGCUGUUUCCUCUCCAGGACCUUUGUUCAGGUAAACAUCCCACUAUAAACAACCGGCCCCGGUGCGGUGUCUGGUGCCUGGUUCUGUUCGUCUCUACCCAUCAGUGUGUGCUUGUUUUAAAUGCCUUUAAAGAAUGAGGUUUGUGCAAACAAAAACAACCACCAAUAAAAGGAAUGGGGUUUGAAAACAGCAUUUGACAUAAAUAAUAACCUUUUUGUUGUUGUUGUUGUUUGUUUCUCAAGAUAGGGUUUCUCUGUGGCUUUGGAGGCCGACCUGGAACUAGCCCUUGUAGACCACGGUAGUCUUGAACUCACAGAGAUCCACCUGCCUCUGCCUCCCGAGUUCUGGGAUUAAAGGCGUGUGCCACCUACCUUGUCAUAAAUAAAAACCUUUUAAGUUAAUCAGAUUUUUUUUUUAGGUUGAAAGGUAUAGAUUAAGUUGUCCAUUAAGAAAAGCCUUGAGAGAGUAGAUAGUAGAUAGAGCUUUUUUUCUUUUUUCAUCUUGGAAUAUUUUUAUCUCUUUUUAAAAGUUGUGAGUUUUGUGCUGAAUCCCCAGGGUCCACAUGGGGGAGACUUGACUCACUGGUUUCCUUCUGAGUUCCAUGUUCAUUACUAUAGCAUGCCCCCUCCCUUAAAAAUAAGUCUGUUAAAAAAAUUAAGUUCUGAGUCAAAUUCAUGAAAAACAGCAUUCUCCUGGUUCCACUCUAUUUUUCUUGUUCUCCAAAGGCAACCACUUAAAAUUUUAUUAGAUUUAUCAUCUUAUGUGUUUGAGUGCUUUGUCUACAUGUAUGUGUGUUCCAUGUGUGUCUGUUGCCCUUGGAGACCAGAAGCGGUCAUAGUUGGGAGCCGCCAUGUGAGUGCUGGGUAAUUGAACCCUCGGAUUUUGUUGUUUUGUUUUUUGAGACGGUCUCUGUGUAAUCCUGGCUGUCCUGGAACUCACUCUGAGAGAUGUGCCUGCUAAAUACUGUGUUUAAAGUCAUGCACACCACAGCACAUCGAAUUGAUGAUUUUUAAAAUAACACACAAUCAUGUUUUUCUUUUCUCUUAAUCUGUUGUUUUGUGAGAGUCACCAUGUAGUACAGAUUGGCUUUGAACUUGUUCUGUAGCCCAGGGUAGAUUUGGACCGUGCUCUUCCUGCCUCAGCCUUCCUGUUUUUCCUUCAGGGGAUGACAACAGAGACAGUUCUUUUUCUGUUCCUUCCAUGUCUCGUCUGUUUCUCCCCUUCUGGAUAUUUGCACAGUCACUUCUCUGUGAAUACGAACCAGAGCUCUGUCCCACAGGGAGUGGUGGUUUCUUGAGCUACUUUUCCCCGUAACUACUCUUCUGUCUUACUUGGGUACUUCUGUCCUCGGUCUAAUUUGACCUCAGUCCUUUCUCUAGAUCGGUUCAGCAUUUCAUUAGUCUUAGACUCCUGAGGAAGUCGGCUGGAGCCUUCCAUACACAUAAGGAGAAUUCCCUUUGCCUGUUGUUUUCCUUUAAACUUUCUUAGCUUAUAUAGAUCUUUUUUGUUUGGUUGGUUUUUUUUUUUUUUUUUUUUUUGGAGGCUGUCCUGGAACUGGCUCUGUAGACCAGGAUGGCCUCGAACUCACAGAGAUCCGCCUGCCUCUGCCUCCCUAGUGCUGGGAUUAAAGGCGUGCUGCACCGCCAAUGCCCGGCAGCCUACAUAGACUUACAUAAUUUAAAAUGUCAGUUCUGUCACAUAGACUGAGUUUAUUAGGUGAAUACAAAUAGUAGGAAAUGGUUACUUUAAGAACUGUGGCCCGGCAGUGGUGGUGUACACCUUUAAUCCCAGCAUUCUGACUCCCAAGGGUUUUUGAUUGCAACAGUGGCACAGGCUGUCAGCAGCCCCUUUCCCAGGUCUGUGGCAAUGCAUUAUCAGGAAGAUAUUUCUUAAAUUUUAAGGCUGGAACUUUUGCUCACAGCCAGAUUUCAUAAACCUCGGGUUCACUUAAGACUGCUAUCUACUGUGUACUCAACCUGUUUGCUUAAUCUUCCUUUAAGAGAAUUAUCCAACAACCAACCUUACUUGCUUUGGGUUUCUCAUGUAAUCAGCUUUUACAAUAUAAACAAAUGCAUAGCUUUUGUAUUUUAACUUAUGUACUCUUUCUUGCCCCUGGCCCAUGCAGUAGUGCAUUUGUGAUCAUAUGUGUGUUGUGAUCAUCAUUUGCUGAAAAUAGCAAAUUGGUUGAACGUAGUUUUAUAAAAUGAACAUCUACCAUAA